AUGCCUUUCAAGGUCAACGCUGAGCUCGCCGCUGUGCUAGGCAAACUCAGCGGUGGUAUUGAUCCUCAUCCGCCACCAAAGCUCGGCGACGUCAAUGCAAGACGUACCCUCAUCGCCCCUGGCAUCAAGGCCCUCGUAGGGCCCAACUUUCCUAGCGAUGUGAGGACUAAAGAUUACUAUACGCCGAGUCCAGAUGGUCAUGAGAUCCUGCUUCGUUGGUACCACACGGACGAGCAACCACAAAAUCCAGCCGUCGUCUACAUUCACGGAGGAGGCAUGAUCUUGGGCAGUGUAGAUGACUAUCAUGUCCUCGUGGCUGGCUACGUUGCCCGAACCCGCGUUCCAUUCCUGUCCGUCGAGUACCGUCUCGCACCAGAGUUUCCCUACCCAACUCCUCUGAACGACAUCUACGCGGCGGUCAUGUGGCUCUAUAGCAAGGCGAAGCACCUUACUGUUGACCCCCAGCGCAUCGCCAUCAUGGGGGAUAGCGGUGGAGGAGGUCUUGCUGCCGCCACAUGUCUCCUAGCACGUCAAAGAGGAGGCCCGAGGCUGGCCAAAAUGAUACUCCUGUCUCCGAUGCUUGACGACAGGACCAUCGUGGCGGAUGAGCACACCUCGGCCCUAGCCAGCUGGACUGCAAUCGAUAACGAAACGGGAUGGUCAGCCUUCCUUGGGCCAAAACGUGGGCAGCAAGACGUUCCUGAAACCGCCUCUCCAGGACGUAUGAGAGAUGCCGCUGGGUUACCGCCCGCAUUUGUUGAAGUGGGUGAACUGGAUCUGUUUAGAGACGAGGUGAUUGAAUUCGCUGCAAAGUAUUACAAGGCUGGCGUGGGCAUGGAACUGCACGUGUACCCGGGAUGUACUCACGGGUUUGAUCUGUUCUCCCCCGAGAGUAGCAGUAUUGCAAAGAGAGCAUUUGAAGUCAGAGAUGCGGCCAUCAUGGCGAUAGAGGCCAUUGAAUAG
Molecule: messenger RNA, 963 nt
Organism: Fusarium falciforme
Lineage: Eukaryota; Fungi; Ascomycota; Sordariomycetes; Hypocreales; Nectriaceae
Exons: 1
Coding region: 1-963 (320 amino acids)
Molecular function (GO): hydrolase activity
Source: RefSeq, a predicted model, not a curated record